This is a messenger RNA of Cyclocybe aegerita, 2724 nucleotides long. The record is from the annotation of a GenBank genome assembly. NCBI's taxonomy places the organism in Eukaryota, Fungi, Basidiomycota, Agaricomycetes, Agaricales, Hemipholiotaceae.
AUGCGCCCGCUUGGUGUCAUCGUCCGGCCCACCUUCACUUCGUCGCACAAGGUCCUUAUAUCAAGCAAGCAGCCGCACCGUCGCCUUUUAACUAUUGGUAAUUUCAAGUCGAUAACCUUUCCACGCGCCGCUGCGCGUUUCCACGAAGCCGAACGGAAGCACAACACACCGUUGCCUGCAGGCCCUAAAGCCCGUGGGCAGGUGGCAUUUAUAAAUACUCCCAAUGUUCUCCCCGGCCAUCCCAUGUCUGACACGCGCUCGAACUCGAACUCUGGAAUGAGCGUCUCGGACGACGGCAACGUCCAGCGCGGCUCCAUGGCUUCGACUCCCUCCACCAGCGAUUCGUCUUCGGACGUCGAUUCAGCGCCGACCGGUGUUGGUCUUUCCAACCCCCAACUUAGUCAUGGCCGACGACAAAUGUUGGACCUCGUCAACAAGCUCCAUAGCACCGGCGUCCAGGUCGACAUCGACCUUCCGCAAAUCGCUGUGAUCGGCUCUCAGAGUGCUGGCAAAUCCUCGCUCAUUGAAUCGAUCUCCGGAAUAACGCUUCCUCGUGCGUCUGGGACCUGCACUCGUUGUCCCACGGAAUGCCGCCUUUCUCGUAGCGACAGCCCGUGGCAGUGCAUUGUGUCUCUUCGAUUCAUCACCGACUCAACUGGCCAACCGCUUGGUCAAGCUCGUAAUCAGCCUUUCGGCAAGGUCAUCUUCGAUAAGGGCGAAGUGGAAGAACGCAUCCGGCGAGCCCAACGCGCGAUUUUGAACCCAAACUUGCCCAUCAAACAUUUCUUGGAAGACGACGAGGACGACUCGAGCCAAGACUCCCAGCUUAGCUUUUCGAACAACUGCGUUACGCUUCAGAUUAGUGGCCCGGAUGUUGCGGACCUCUCAUUUUGUGAUUUGCCGGGCCUCAUCGCGAGCGUCAGCAGUUCAAGGGGUCACGGAAACGACAUCGCCCUCGUUGAGAAUCUCGUCACUUCCUACAUCAAGAAACCAAGCUGUAUCAUUCUCUUAACCGUCACUUGCGAAACCGAUUUUGAAAAUCAAGGUGCCCACCGUUUGACGAAGCAGCAUGACUCAGAAGGAAAGCGGACGAUCGGCGUGUUAACGAAACCCGAUCGCAUCCCAACUGGAGAAGAGACCAACUGGCUCCCUUUCAUCCGAAACGAAAAGGAGACACUCGAAAACAACUGGUUUUGCGUGAAGCAACCCUCUUCAAAAGACCUCCAGUCAAAUAUCACCUGGUCGCAAGCUCGACAAAUGGAGAACGAUUUCUUUUCAUCACAGGCGCCUUGGUGCGAACUCGAAGGGAUGUAUCAAAAAUACUUAAGGACAGGAAAUUUGGUCGAGCGACUCAGCAGCGUCCUAUCGGACUUGAUCGCCAAACGCCUCCCCCAAAUCCAAGAGGAGCUCGAGAAAUCCAUCGUCUCGACUAAAGAGAAACUCCUUCAGCUCCCUCGCGAGCCAUCUUCUGACCCACGCAGUGAAAUAUCCACCCUCCUGCACACCUUCACGAGUGACCUCGCCCGUCACGUUGACGGUGUCCCGGACGAGGUGGAGGCGUCUCCCGACGGCAUUGGCUCUGGCCUCAUUCAAGCCAUCCGACCAGCGCAAGAGCGCUUCCGUAAGGCUAUUCGAGCGACCGCCCCGAACUUUCGUCCAUUUGAGAAAAAGGACAGUGGCAAGAAGCAUCUCCAUCGUGCCGCUUUUUUGCAGUCCGAGGAGGGGAUCGAAGGUGAGGGCGAGGCGAGUGAUUCUGAUGAAGAUGAGGAAGGUAACGCCGUGCUUGACUAUGGAGACCGUGUUGGAAGAAAAAGGAAGUCCUCGUCUGUCGACAACAAGAUAUAUAUCGACGAAGUUCUCGAGAAGGCUCAUCGGGCUCGAACUCGAGAAUUGCCUGGCAAUUACCCAUUCGUCGUUCAAAAGGUCUUCAUCAAAAAUAUCAUCAAAGAGUGGCAUACACCGGCCAUGGUCCUCUGCAGGACUGUCCACAGCACUAUAGCAGACCACGUCAAAAAGCUCGUAGCAAAACAUUUCAGCGACUUCGGCCAGGGAUAUCUGGAGCACCGCGUCAAUGCAAUCAUUCACCUGCACCUCAAAGCGUGCCUCGAGCGCGCACAAGAGCGCAUCGACUGGCUUCUCCAUCUCGAGGACCUCCCCUUCUCACUCAACACUCACUACCUCUCUGAUUACCGAUCCAAAUUCUUCUCAUACUACAAAGGCGCCCGCGAGAAGUAUGAACGGAGCGACGUCAUCCGCGCGAUCAAGCAGCACACCAAGAAUCCUGUUCCCGCAGCUCCGAGUCCGACUGCCAACCGCAAUGUUGCGGUCGCUCCCCCGACGGGCAUUGCCAAAGUCCUCGCCGCUCUCGCAGAGAUUGGGCUUUCUGGGAUCAAGGCGGAAGACAUACCAAAGUUAUUCCCGCCUGAUCGUAUGGAACCAGCGCUUGGGAUCAUGGCUGAUGUUCGAGCGUAUUUCCAAGUUGCAUAUAAACGCUUCGCCGACAACGUCCCCCUUGCUAUCGACCUCGAACUCGUCCGCGGCGUCGAGCGGGACAUCCUCGCCGCUCUCUACAUGAACCUCGGCGUCAACGGCGCCGACGGGCACCGCAUCUGCAAGGAAUUCGCUCAAGAGAGUCCGCAGAUAUCCGAUCGUCGUGCUGAACUCCUGAAGAAGCUCGAACGGUUGGAGUUUGCGAGCGGGGAGUUGCUCUCGCUGGGGAUCUAA